Molecule: messenger RNA, 1602 nt
Organism: Babesia sp. Xinjiang
Lineage: Eukaryota; Apicomplexa; Aconoidasida; Piroplasmida; Babesiidae
Product: DNA-(apurinic or apyrimidinic site) lyase
Exons: 13
Coding region: 1-1602 (533 amino acids)
Biological process (GO): base-excision repair
Cellular component (GO): nucleus
Molecular function (GO): double-stranded DNA 3'-5' DNA exonuclease activity; phosphoric diester hydrolase activity; DNA-(apurinic or apyrimidinic site) endonuclease activity
Source: RefSeq, a predicted model, not a curated record
AUGUCAGAUGCGGUAGAAUUGCGGCUGCUACAGGAACGGUUCCCAGUGGACAAAUGCACCAUCGUAGUUGAGAUAAAGGCAAUCGAUGUCGUAGUUCCACCGGAAAAAAUUGAGGUCGCAGUGCAAACUGAUGACCCACGAGCUGCCGCAACAGAUGUUUCCACAGAAAUUAUGGCCGAUGACCUGUACGGACGAAUUGACGUUGCCACAAAAACUAAUGUGCUGGACCUUUCGGAUGCUGCGACCGAUACACUUGAGUUCCCCGUUGAGAAAGAAGAAGUAACUAUCCAUGUGGAAAGAAUUGACGCAGAGGUAAACACCUUAGACCAAGAAUGUCACGAUGGAGAAUCUAAGAUGGUCCAUCGCCAGAAGGCCGAAGAUUCCAGUAUAAAUGCAACAGAAAAUCAGAUCCCAAGUGUAUCAGAAGGAUCGAUACGAACCGACUUUACAACUGUCGAUGAAGAUUAUGAUGCGGCGGACCAGGUGAAUCCGCUUCUAGUUGACGACGAUGUGGAACCUGAAGGUGUAGAAUCUCAAGAGAUGAUGUCAGAGGUAUCUGGAGAGGAGUUUCAGCCAAGGGAAGGAUAUAUCGACGUUCUGGACAAAGAUGACCCACGCACUAUAUUGACAUGGAAUUCAUCAGGGCUCCAAGAGAUCAUACACCGCAGGAUAGUGUGGGAUGGUUUCGUGGAACUAGUGAAGGCCCUAAAGCCUGAUAUCGUGGUGAUACAAAACGUAAAGCUUGUGGAAUCACCGAUUACUGGGCACUGCCCCAAAAUACAAGAAAAAGGCGAUGGAAGGGCUGUUAAACUACCUUAUGAACAACAGUUACAAGAUGGACGGCUCAUUGAGGAUUUGAAACGUGGACUCUUCAAGCGUUACCGUUUGGUCCACUCCCUGGCAUGUUGGAGAAUUGGCGGGCAACUAGUUUUUGUUAAAAACAAGUUCCAUUGUAUAACUGAGAGAUUUUGCCUUAACACGAGACUUAACCCCAAGUACCACCACCCGGAGGGGAGAUCCAUUUUGCUGCAGUUCAAAAGUUUCAACUUGUUAUGCGUGAUGUCGCCUGCUAAUGGGUGGGACACAGCCAGCGUCAAGCAACGUCAACUGUGGCACCGCGAUCUUGCUCAUUUGCUCUAUGAUUUGAAAGACACUAAGGCUGUAAUUCUGUGUGGCAAUCUAAACUGCGCUCCGGAGGACAUUGAUCUAUCCGAUGCGGGAAAACUUAAAUUAGAAAAUUCACCAGUCCUUCAUCGAUCGGAUAACACCGGAUACCCAGGUUGUAGACCUGCUGACCGUGAAGGCCUCAGGUGGAUCAUGUUGGCAGGACGCCUUGUGGACGUGUUCCGACGAUUCCACCCUUACAGAGAUGCGAAUCCGGAUGAGAAGAACUUGAAAUACACAUCAUUGGUAUACCUCGGCGACAAGACACGCUGCGCCGUUCGCACAAAUUUAACACUUAUGACACACUACUUCCUCAAAAACGUUGCACAAUGCGAUAUCAUUGGCACAACCAGCGACCUAGUGAGUUUAAUAAAAUCUAUGCUCGACAUAUGGUUUCUCAGAGCCCUGCUGGGUGGCGCCACCUGCCUCAGUUGCUAG